AUGCUGACGGCAAUCCAGAUCGACGUUCGACUAGUACCUGUUCUCGCCCUGCUCUACCUCGCAUCUCACAUCAACCGUGCCAACAUCGGUAACGCGAAAAUCGAAGGCACGACCAAAGACCUCGGUCUCUCCGGCAUCCAAUACAAUAUCGCGCUUUCGAUCUUCUUCAUACCCUACAUACUUCUCGAAGUCCCUUCCAAUAUCAUCCUGAAGAAGUUCAAGCUCCCUUCCAAUAUCAUCCUGAAGAAGUUCAAGCGUCCAUCAACAUAUCUCGGCAUCCUGGUCGUGGCCUGGGGAAUCGUCAUGACAUUCACCGGCCUCGUCAAGAACUUCGCCGGACUCAUGGUCCGUCAGGUCCAGACUCGACUUGCCCUUUUCUACUGUGCCAGUGCUCUUUCAGGAGCCUUCUCUGGCUUGCUCGCUUUUGCUAUCGCGAAAAUGGACGGAGCUGGAAGCCUCGAAGGUAUUGCCACAGUCCUCGUCGGCGUGGCUUGCUUCUUUAUCAUGCCUGAUACUCCAGCACUCUCCGGUCACUGGCUCAACUCAGAAGAACAACGAUACCUGGAGAUCCAAACAGCCAUCAAAGAAGGCGGAAAUUCCUCGAUGGAGAAACGCGAUAAACUCUCCGACCACUUCCAAUGGCGCGCAAUUUUCAUUUUCUUUUUCGGCCAAAUGGCCGUCGCUCUCGUGGGUUUCUGCAUUUUGCUCCCUUUGGCCCCACACAUCGCCUCACAAAUCGGUCCGUGUUAUUUCGCCGUCAUGUUAAUCUGUAUCGGUCAAUACCCCACCAACCCGGCCGGAAGUGCUUGGAUUAGUUCGAAUCUUGCGGGUGAUACGAAGAGGGCGAUGGGGAUUGCUUUGAAUAUCUGCGGUUACAGGAUUAAUAGGAGUCGGGAUAAGCUUGAUGAGGAUGAGGUUCGGAGGGAAUUUAACGAUGAGCAGUUAGCGAGGUUGGGGGAUAAGAGUCCUUUGUUUAGGUAUAAGGAUUGA
Molecule: messenger RNA, 990 nt
Organism: Pseudocercospora fijiensis CIRAD86
Lineage: Eukaryota; Fungi; Ascomycota; Dothideomycetes; Mycosphaerellales; Mycosphaerellaceae
Exons: 7
Coding region: 1-990 (329 amino acids)
Cellular component (GO): membrane
Molecular function (GO): transmembrane transporter activity
Source: RefSeq, a predicted model, not a curated record